This is a messenger RNA of Lolium rigidum, 2236 nucleotides long. Its product is annotated as small RNA degrading nuclease 5-like. Gene Ontology annotation, cellular component: nucleus. The transcript is spliced from 15 exons. The record is from RefSeq and is a predicted model, not a curated record. Bases 50 to 1906 code for a protein of 618 amino acids. Gene Ontology annotation, molecular function: exonuclease activity; nucleic acid binding. NCBI's taxonomy places the organism in Eukaryota, Viridiplantae, Streptophyta, Magnoliopsida, Poales, Poaceae.
UUGGCGAAGGGGAUUUUCAGACCAGAAUUGUUUUCACUCGAUCAGUGGAAUGGUUUAUUUACAGAAAAGCCCUCAAUAUAGUAAUGCUAGCGCUACAGCUACAAUAAGUCGGAAGAAGGUCGCACCGCUAGGACGUUGGGUAAGACCUAAACUAUUCAGAGGGCCUCCCUGCAUAAGCCUGUCAUCAGAGCGCCAAAGCCCUAGAAGCGUGACUCCCCCGGCGGCGCCUACCAUGUCGACGCCCUCCGGCUCCGGCGAGGCGGACGGAGCAGCUCCCACCGCCUCCACUUACUACGACGUGUACGGCCCCGACGCCAAACCUGAUGUUGUUUUUAAGGAGGCCACUUCAGAUUCUACAUUAAAUUUACAGGAUGUCCAGGGGUUAGUCACCUGGGUUAUUGGUGAAGGCAUAUUGCCUUCUUGGGUGUUCAUUAAAAACAAGCCUCUUAUCCCAAAAGUUAUCCUUUUGUAUGUCCCUGGCCUCGAUGCAGCUUUAUAUAUGUCGCAGUCCCGCCUCCUUUCUUCUUUGAAAGAAUUGUGUGGCAAUCCAAAACCUGUUCUAGCUUCAAGUUGUAUACCAGAUGAAAGGCAUACCAUUGAUGCACUCCUAACAUGCAGAGUAAAGCGAAAGCGGAAUGCACAAGCAUCAAACCAUUCACAUGAAUUUGCUGGAGGUAAGAUAUCAAGUCUGGAUGACCUAAAAGAUGUACCAUUUCCUGUCAAAUAUUACACACUUUCUGCGAAAGACUUAGAAGAUAAUGGCUACCCAUCCAGUUUGCCACAAUUGCCAGGUUUUGUCCCUACAGUUCCAGCUCCUUCAGGCUCUUGUCCACACGAAAUUCUAGCACUUGAUUGUGAGAUGUGUGUGACGGCUGCUGGAUUUGAACUUACAAGAGUGACAUUAGUCGAUAUUAAAGGAGAGGUGGUACUGGAUAAACUAGUUAAGCCUGCCAAUCCAAUCACUGAUUACAAUACAAGGUUCAGUGGAAUCACUGCUGAGAUGCUAUCCGAUGUGACCACAACCCUCCAGGAGAUUCAGGAAGAGUUUAUUGGACUUGUGUACAAAGAAACCAUUCUUGUUGGGCAUUCUUUGGAGAAUGACCUUAUGGCAUUACGGAUAUCUCAUGAUUUGGUCAUUGAUACUGCUGUUUUGUACAAAUAUAAUCGUGGCCCUCGCUGUAAAAUUGCUUUACGUGUUCUGGCAAACAAAUAUCUUAGCCGGGAGAUCCAGAACACAGGUUCUGGGCAUGACAGCGCAGAAGACGCAAGAGCUGCUCUGGAUCUUGCCCUUUUGAAAAUCAAAUACGGUCCUGAUUUUGGCUCUCUGCCAUCGUUUUCGAGGCGAAAGUUGGCUUCUGUUCUGCAUGAAAGUGGGAAAAAAUGUUCCCUCAUUGAUGACGUGGGCGUUCUUGAUCGCUAUUCAGAUGCUUCUUGCAAUUCAAUUGCAGUUUUCUCAGAUGAUGAUGCCCUCUCUAGAUCAAUGAAAGAGGUAAAGAAUGACAAUAUCAGCUUUGUCUGGACUCAGUUUUCUGGAUUGAUCUCUUAUUUACUUAAAAGAGCUCAAGAUCCUGAGAAAUUGAAAUCCUGUGUUGCAGAGGCUAUAGCAUUGAAAACAUGCGACAGAAAAACUGCUCGGAAAAGAGCAAAGGAUCAAACUUGCCCUGAGUUAAAGGAAAUUUUGAGUGAAUUGGACAAGAAAAUUAGAAAAUUAUAUGAUACACUGCCUGAAAAUGCUAUGUUUAUUAUAUGCACUGGUCAUGGGGAUACACCUUUGGUACAAAGAUUAAAGAAAAUGCUUAACCAUGGAGAAGAAACAAGCGAAAGCCGGAAAAAUAUUGUUGAAGCACUGGAAGAUUUACAAGCUCAAGCAGAAGUUGCGCUAUGCUUCUGUUGUGUCAAGCAUUAGCUACCAGGUAAAAUCAGCAGGAAAGCUGUUCAAGAUGACGUCGGUCGGCACUCUCAACCAGGACCUGGCCAUGUGUGCAAGCAAAGUUGGCACAAUAGUGGACAGCAUUGUUAGUUGCUUGUCGUACAGAUUGGAACAUGAAACUAGGAAACCCAGAAGCGAGCUCAUCAACCUCGUGCAACAACAUCGAAAAUGAACACCAUCUCACAUAGCAAGAGCUAAUUAGGGUACUGACACAUGUAGUAUUGAAGACAACACAAGUGAGGGAAAUGUAUGAUACUUUUUUUAAGUCACGUGAUUUAGAGAUGAGGACAAAGUUGGCUCUUUAAA